AGAGGAGACAGCAAACGAAAGGAAAGUUGGAGAUAAGAAGGAGAGGGGAUAUUCUUGAUUGAGGAAUGCAGUAGAGUUGAUUCUAGAUCAGGGGUAAAGAAAGUGAGGAUGUUUUCCUGUCCUCUCCAUGGUAGCCGUUAACUUCAAGGCACGCCUGGUCAUUUCGUUUGACUUCGCAAAGCGCACAUCGGGGAAGCACCACCAAAACUCGUGCUAGUCAUCUACCAAUCUCUUCACUCCCUCAGCAUUCAUUUUCAACACGUGUCUGGUAUAUUUUGAUAGAUAUCAUCAUAGUUUGAUGUUUGCUUCAUAAUAUACAUCGUCGGUUGUGUAAUGAAAGAGCGUUGAUUAUUUUAACUUUUCGAUAUAUCAGCUAAAACCAGCCAGAACCAAAUGAAGGUGGACGCUCUUUUCAUCCAGUUAUCUAAUUUUUAAUCAGUUCAUCACCUAUACAAAGCAAAUGGCCACUUUCGCAAUAUUUGACUCCGUUCUGACGCCAUUGUGACGCCAAAUCGAGGAAAAAUUCUAUCAAGAAAUUAACAACCCAGUCUGGUUUACCAGCGCUAGCCGUUCACACUGUUGACUAAUUAUUUUUUCAUAAACUGGAUUAACUCUUUGAAUAAAGAGUACAUUCAACAGUAUUUCAUAUAUUCCAGCGUCAUAUUACGACAUUUGUUUUCGGACGUCGGGCACUACUUGAGACGAUUAUGUUGAGAAGUAACGUAGUAAUGACAGCUCUAUCAUCGUUAAGGAGAUAACAAUAACUUUACUUGAAACUGGACAAUGGACCCUUUCAGGGUACUUCUUUAUAUGGUAACAUUCCUGCUAUAUGUGGUGGGACCCAUCUCAUCGUUUCGGCUCUGUGGGCGGGAGCUCGCCGAUGCCCUGGCUGUCGUCUGCAAAGGGCGAGGAUACUAUAUCGACGAUUCAGAGAUCGCACAAAAAGAUUCGCCGAUUGUACCCCAUCAUGUCGCGUCAAGCUUCUUGGGUUCGUCGAGCGCUUCAGCUCACAGUCGGCAACGGCGGCGGGUCCGGACAGGACAGAUCGUCAACGAAUGUUGCGACAAGGAGUGCUCAAACAACAUCAUGGAAAGUUAUUGUAACAGAAGAACUCCCGAAGUACCCCCCGAAAGCGUCAUCUCAGAGAACCCAUCAGAAGAGAUAACGGAAGACUCCACGUUGCGCACAGACGGCGAAUCAACGGAGAUACGGACGGACAUAAAUCCCGCCACUAAUCUUGAAGUGCCGAGUCCGGACGAAAAUACGCCGGACGCAACCGCGACGUCGGAUGUCGAGCAACCGCGUUCCGAUAAUACAACCGCAGUAGAAAAGCCGAGGAAGAAAGACAAUGGCAAAGGCAAAAAUUCUUCUUUAGAGUCGUCAACAAAAAAGAACAGGACUUCCAAAGGUAUGAGUAAAGAGGAUAGAAGGCGGAUUGCCAGUGAUGAAAGGAGGGCUAGUAGGGAACGAAAGAAGGAGCUGAGCCGGGAGAGGAGAAAGCGGUUGAAACUGCAGCAGAGGAAAGACAAGAAGAAAAGAAGCGGUUGGAAUCAGCGGAGAGGAAUAGAGGGACAGACCACAUGGGGCUGAGCGAAGACUCGACGCUGCUUGCAAGGGAACCCUUAGGCAUUGAUGUACGAAAGCGGUUUCAUCACACGCCGCGGUCAUCGAGAGAGCAAGCGUCAACAGCGACACACGCGUUAGACGACGAUCCGGCGACGUCGCGGCAAGAACGACGCCGAACUCAGUCUCGUCCUAGCUCGCGAGAGCGAAAGACGCAUAGAACGACAACAGCGACAGCGAGGGAGGAAGAAAUGCAACGUGAAAGAAGGAACGUUAUGCAACGCCUUACCGGUCUGUUUCUCUGAUAACGCUGUGUAAUGCUAGGACAGAUUUGUCAGGUUCUGCGGGACUAUGUCAGUAACUUACAAAGAUGACGCUGGUAUUUGCAAUCUCGUGACUCUGAAAUUAUCGGAGAUGUAAAAGAAUGAACCGAUAUUAGGCUCCUGCUGCAGAUAAACAAUGGUGCCGAAACUGUAACGAGGACCAAGACCUGUAUCUUCAUGAUAUGCAAAGGAGUGUAUUCAUAUUUGCUACGAUUGUGAUACGACGUUACUACGAUUUGAGGGCGAUGUGUGUACGGUGUUACCAAGAUGUAACUACGAUGUUGAGGUACAACACAUGCUGAAGAGAUACAAAGCUGCUUUAACAUGAGAAAGUGUCCUUUACGCAUGUGGCGAGUGAUGGGUUUCCUUAACGAUCGUUUUGAGGAUGUUGCAUGGCAACAUAAUAACUAUGCAAACUAAACAUUAUUGAUUGCAGACGUUUGGGAUCAUAACGAUGACGGCUAUAACUGAAAUGCAAUCGUCAGAUAAAACGUAACCAAUAACUUUGAAAAUUGCCACGACCUUCGGCGAUAUUUGAUACCACGAUGUGCCACGAAUGUGACACGAAAAAUCCAUUGUAUUCAUUUAUUUUCCCGACUUUGGCUGAAUUUUGUCGUAUUAUGGCUGAACCAGUUGCUGAAUUUCGCUGAUUUUUUUAAAACUGUAUUUUACCUGUCUUAAAUUUUAAAUUACCAAUCGUUACACGUUCCUGUAGCAGUUUUACUUUACUGUAUAUACAAUCUGAAACUUAUUUUUAGAUACAGUCAUAAUGAUGUAUAUGAUAACAUAACAUUAAAACGACGGAGGUUUUGUGAGCAUUAUGGAAAAAGGUGAUUAUAAAGAAUCCAUGGAAUAGAUUGGAAUUAACAAAUUAACAGAUGUACAAUUAAUAUUAGGGGAACGAGACAGUAACUUUGAUAACUUUGAUGAGUGAAAAUAAUUUUUUCUAUUUAUUGUAAACAAUAACUAAUCAAUUCUACAUGACGUAGAGUAAUUUUCUAUUUUAAAAUGUGACGAUUUUUGUCGAGAUGUAAGUGCGCUUCUCUGAUCAAAAUAAUCUUUUCUAAUUUAUUUUUGUUCGCAAGAAGGUGACUAGAAAUAAGAAAUUUUCUGCUACAGCAAUUUGUUUUCAUGAUUAACUAUAUUAUUUAGGAUCAAUCUAGAUGAAAGUGGACUCUAACCUACAAAUAAUGUUAUUCAAUAGUUUUAUUGUGCAUUGUAUUCAUUUUUUGUACAAAGAAUAAUGUAUUCACUUGACUGUGAUAUUUUUGUAUUUUUUCUAUAGAGUAUGAAUCCUGAUGAAUCGUUCUUUUAACAUUUGAACUGUGUAAAUAUUCAUUUGGAACCUUGGUAUUCCGUUUUUAUUUAAAUACAUUGGCGAUAUAUUAUAGAAAAAGCCACGAACGUGGUAUGUAUUUAUUGAUUGUAAUAAUGAUUUCAUAAGGAGACUUACGUGAGCCUACUCUUAGCAUGUUUGUGGGUUGUAAUUCUUGCAGUUAUGGCGUCCCAUUUCCUUCUCCUCGGCCCCUCCUUCUUUCCGAGUCUUAUCCAUGCCUCUUCUCUUUUUUUAAAAAUAUGCCAUCUCGAAUGUAUAACGGUACCUGCAGCCUGCACUUUGUCACUUUGUCUAUUAAUACAUAUCAUCAUUAUCAUCUGAGCAUUUAAGUAAGCGAUACAAUAGUAUCCUUCAAAUUUAAAAAUAUUGUAUUCACUGAAUAACUAUACAAGGAUUGGCAAAGAAAAAAAUACCUUUAUAAUGCAUCUACGUAUCAAAGUGAUGUCUCCGCGACCGUUUAGGUUUUUUGUUUUUCUUUAUUUUUAAACAGGUUUAUCCUCUAUAAAGAUACAUUAUCGCUGUAGACUGCCUUUAAUUUUAGUGAGAUCUCGGUCGUUCCGUAUAAAUUAUCAAUGGAAACUUGCUGCCGCUUUCUUUUGUUUUCUUCAUGUUAUUACUUAUUUGAAGAAAAAACUAUUAAACACAGUCUGAUUCAUUAAAGAUGUUAUAAUUGAUUAAGCUACAUUUCAUGACAUUUACAAUCAUCUGGGGUCGUAUGUUCAUGCACUUAUAAUUUCUUCAUAACCUUCCUUGAAUUAACAGAGCAUUUAUUUGGCUUAAAAUAACGAAUCCAAUCGGAUACUAAAUGAGUUAAAUUUAGUUGAAUUUAACGAAUUAGAUAGUAUAACACAUCUUAUCACGAGGUUUAAAAAGUUGACAUGCAAGACAAUUAUUUUGCGGAAAUUGUGUUUAUUUAUAGAUAACUUAACUUUAGCAUAACAAAGUAAAAAAUAAACACAACCAAAUGUCUUUUUCAAUCUAGUAUUAAUUAUGAUAUUAUAAACAUAACACAUUUGUAUUCAUGCCUAUUAAUACUGAUACCUACCAGUUAUAUGACCAAAUAUACAAAUCAACGUGUAUUCACUGUUUGUAUUGCACGAAUGAUAUGAUAUCUAUUUAAACAGCUGCACUUUUGUGACAUUUAUGCUCGAUUCACUACAAAGAUUAUCUUCUCGCUUUAAAAUACAUGUAGUUUGAAUGAAAGGAUUUUUUUUUAAAGUGUCAAAUUUCAUUUGUAUAGCAUGAAAGGGAAAUCGUAAUUAUUUCAACUAGUAUUACAUGAUUUAAAAUGAGUUUUUUUAAGCACUCCAAAACAUUUCUUUUUUUAGAUGAAAGCUUUUGAUGUGAAAUAUUUUUCAAACGUAAUACCUUACUAGAUCUUAAAAUGUUGCUCCUAAAAAUGUAUAACAUUAUAUUUCGUAUAAAACUGUAUACAAGAGUUUUAAUCACAUUUUUUUUUAAUAGAAAGACUCAAGAGUUUUUUUUUUCCUGAAAAAAAUUGCCUCAUCUCCUACCUCCAUUAAAAAAUUAUUAUGGUAUUGUUAUGAAAUAGUCAAUACGUUUAAUGAACAAAAUAUCAAAACAUGUUUGACCUCAUCAUUAUUAUUUUUGUAAUUUUUACUAGUCCAAAAAAGUAUUAUUAGAAUUUAAAAAAAAUCACACUUCUAAAAAUCUUUGUUAUUCUAACGUAUGAUUAAAACCACCGAACCUAUAUGUUUAAUUUGUAUAAUGAUGAUUAUGUAAAUGGUUGAUAUUUUCUUCUUGUUAUUUUUUGAUUUAUAUGUUGUCAAUUGUUGAUUGAGUCGACUAGUUUCACUAAGCUGCAUUUUGAAUAAUAGAAUGUGAUGAUAAUUAACUGGAUGAAAACAACGGAGUAUCUCCAAAAUAAAACAAAUUUGAGAUAGGAAAAAUUAA
Strongylocentrotus purpuratus (purple sea urchin) is the source of this 5136-nucleotide messenger RNA. Its product is annotated as insulin-like growth factor I. The record is from RefSeq and is a predicted model, not a curated record. NCBI's taxonomy places the organism in Eukaryota, Metazoa, Echinodermata, Echinoidea, Camarodonta, Strongylocentrotidae. Gene Ontology annotation, cellular component: extracellular region. The transcript has 4 exons. Bases 784 to 1590 code for a protein of 268 amino acids. Gene Ontology annotation, molecular function: hormone activity.